UAUGUGUUAUUGGUGAAGACCAACGGAUAAUGUUUCAUUCCCUCCCUUGUGCUGGCUAAGCCUAGCUGGUUCUCUUCCUCAAAAUGCCCAUAUGCAUUUCUUCUUCCUCUUCCUCGCCCCUUUCUGUUCAACUCCCCCUAAAAGGUUGCUCAUCAUCUGCGUGUUACACUCGGCGGAGCUUGUGUUUCCCUAACAGGGUAAACUUUAUUGCGAAAAGAAACCAUAAUCAAGGUUCACGGAAUACAUGCAGGGCAUGCUGUUUCCUGGGAGUCACUGUUCCACCCAGUACCCAACUCUCGCUAAUAGAUGUGAGUACUUCAGCAAAGCCAUUUUAUGUAAAUGAAAUCUCUCAGAGCGACACUGUGUCAGAGUUGAUGCGAAGUCUAGUCCUGGCAGAUUUGGACCCAGCCACAGCAAAGCUGACAAUCACUUUCCUGGGUCCCUUCCUCUCAGCAUUUGCUUUCUUGUUUAUUGUAAGAAUAGUUAUGUCUUGGUACCCCAAGCUUCCAGUUGGGAAAUUCCCAUACGUGUUAGCUUACGCCCCUACUGAACCUAUCCUUAGCCUGACCCGCAAGGUGAUUCCACCCCUUGGCGGUGUAGAUGUAACCCCAGUGGUGUGGUUCGGAUUGGUCAGUUUCCUAAAUGAAAUACUGGUAGGUCCUCAAGGCUUACUUGUCCUCUUAUCCCAACAGGUUUAGCAUUAUUAUAAAUUUUGUGAGUAAAAUACAUUGAUAUACUGCAAUAAGAAAUAAUUUGUUUCUUA
This is a messenger RNA of Daucus carota subsp. sativus, 763 nucleotides long. RefSeq names its product protein COFACTOR ASSEMBLY OF COMPLEX C SUBUNIT B CCB3, chloroplastic. The transcript has 3 exons. Gene Ontology annotation, cellular component: chloroplast thylakoid membrane. The coding region runs from base 84 to 698 and encodes 204 amino acids. The record is from RefSeq and is a predicted model, not a curated record. Lineage: Eukaryota; Viridiplantae; Streptophyta; Magnoliopsida; Apiales; Apiaceae.